AUGGCUUCUGCCUACACAUCUCUGCCUGCUGAGGCACCCAUAAAAAUCCAGCAAUCGGCAAAUGCAGCGCCAUCUGUUUCUUUCACGCCGACAGAAACCACGAUUCCUCACCGUCUCUAUGACAAAGUGCCCAACUUGGAUCUUUACAAAAAACUCCACGACGCGGAGCAGCAGUUGGAUUUAUUCAUUGCCCAAAAAGGCUUGGACUUCCAGUCUGUGCAAGCACUGUCGAUGCAGCCGGCCAACAACAAGCGCCAACAGGGUGUUUUGCGAGUUUUCAUCUACAACACAUGCGAAAACAUGCCGUGGCAGAAACUGGAUUCGAGUGAUUCUGCCGAGGCCAAAUGGACUUUGCGUAUAGAAGGCGUUUUCUCUGGAGAGGGGGAGGCGCUUAAGUUCUCGUCGUUCCUUUCAGGUGCGUCGAUCGAGCUUAUUCCAAAUUCGGAUUAUCCCGCUUUACAGAACAGCCAGUCGAACAUUAUCGAGUGGAAAGAACAAGCCGAUGGCGCCGUUCCAGGAAGCUCCACACAGUGGCAGUUUGAUGGAAUUGAUGUCAAAAGGGCCGGAGUGUUUCCAAUCAAGGCUAAGAUUGCUCUCAUGAUCAAAGACCACUCGUCUAGACUUGUGUUGUCACCACAAAUGGCCCAAUUCACUGGGCGGCGCGAAGCGUCGCAGCAAGAAUUGGUCUUUCUGAUUUGGCAGUAUGUGUUGUAUAAGAACCUCUUCAAGAAGGCCGAUUCAAUGUCACAGGUUUCUGCUGUUGCUUCUGCGGGCAUAGCGAGCCAGACAAUGGGCAAAGAUGACGAAAAUGACCUUGCUUUGGUUCAAUGUGACGCGGUCUUGAAGCCUUUGUUGCUUGUGGAUAGCUUCAAGUUCAAAGACUUGUACAAGUUGAUCCAGCCACAUUUGCGCCCACGACAACCCAUUGUGAUUGAUUACGAGGUCGACACAACGCGGUCAACCACUUUGGGAGAUGUCGUUCUUGACAUCCCUGUCGAGUUGCCAUUGUCUUUUUCAAAGGUGCAACGCGAGAUCAUCGAAGGAAACAAAAGCACAUUUGAAAACAUGGCGAAGUCAGACGCGCAUAUCCAACAUUUAAAUCAGAAGAUCUCCCUUGGAAUAGCAUCGUUGCACAAAGCCAAUGCACGGGAAAUGUUUUAUCGUGAGCUUAGUGAGGAUCCCGUGGAAUUUUUGCAAAAGUGGUUAGAGAGCCAGGCAGAAACGCUAAAGGCUCUCAAGAGCGAGGAGGGCUACAAUGAGGAGAAUGUUCGGAAAGCACAAUAUUUCAAGGAAAACGAAGAGUUGUUGAGACAAAAAAUUGAUCUCAUGUUGGGUGCUCAAAAGAUGUAA
Molecule: messenger RNA, 1350 nt
Organism: Clavispora lusitaniae ATCC 42720
Lineage: Eukaryota; Fungi; Ascomycota; Pichiomycetes; Serinales; Metschnikowiaceae
Biological process (GO): transcription initiation at RNA polymerase I promoter; nucleolar large rRNA transcription by RNA polymerase I
Cellular component (GO): nucleus; RNA polymerase I upstream activating factor complex
Molecular function (GO): RNA polymerase I cis-regulatory region sequence-specific DNA binding
Source: RefSeq, a predicted model, not a curated record